Messenger RNA from Beta vulgaris subsp. vulgaris (sugar beet), 7753 nucleotides. RefSeq lists its product as hypothetical. The transcript is spliced from 6 exons. Lineage: Eukaryota; Viridiplantae; Streptophyta; Magnoliopsida; Caryophyllales; Amaranthaceae. Bases 5961 to 7544 code for a protein of 527 amino acids. The record is from RefSeq and is a predicted model, not a curated record.
GUUUGAAUUCCCAUCCCAACCCUUAGCAGUAAAAGAUAGUUCUUGGCAGUUAAUCCAAAAAAAAAAAUGAAAAGGUGCGAAGAUGAGCAAAUGGAGAAGGCAACUGCGCUUAAUCUUCCGAUUGAUUCUGCGACACUGCGACAAUUGCAAUUGCAGAAGCAGACGCACUCUAAAAUGCCAUAUCAGACUAUCCCUUAUGAAGAAGAAGAAGAAGAAGAAGAAGAAGAGAAGGAAAUCGGAGGCACGCAGAGACUGACACAAAAGCGCCAGCAGCUUUUUCAGAGGACAGAAUCGGUUGGAAGGAGCAAAACAGGUCCAGCAGCAGCCAGCAGGUGAUCUCUGUCUGCUUCAAAGCUACUUGAUCUUUAUGUACAAUAUCAGAGCAUUUGCCUUAUUCAUUCAUCUCUAUUUGCUUCAAAGCUACUUGAUCUUGAUGUCACUUCAAAGGUACACUUUCUCAUGUUAUAUGCUUCCUGUUUUAAAGGAUGCAACAUUUGAUUUCGACACAAAAAUCAAGAUAGCAUGAGAGUGCGAAGUGACAAAGCUACUGAUGUGUUUAUGAAUAAAAUAACAAUUCCCAAAAGUGAAAUGUAGCCACCACUAUACUUAAAUACCCUGGUACUACAUCAUGAGGAGGCUGAAUUUUAAAGUUUCCUUCCAAUUUGAAAAUUUCGGAAACAAAAUCUGCCAAAAUGUUGCGCAACUUUUCCUCCAAUUUGAAGUUUUUGAAAACAAAAUCCCCCCAAAAGGUGGGUAACUUUUCACAAGUCACGGGUCAUCCCACCACUAUAAUAUUAGUGAUAGAGAGGGUUUUGGUUUUCCGCGGCUUUGAACUAAAGAUAGGAACUUUUAUGGACAUGGCCGCUUUCCCACACAAUACAUAGGCUAUUUAGCGAGUUUUUGUAGGAUCGAUAGAAUUGGUUUAGGAUCGCGAUUUUAACGAUCCAAUUCUAUCGCUUCCAACUUUAAGCUCUUGGAUUUGGAUCGCAAUUCUAACAGUAUUGCCACUGAUUUUACAUGUGAAGUCACGAAAAUAACGCUGCUCAAACACUGCAGCACACAAUUGAUCAUCCAAAAAUAAAAUAAAAUAAAAUAAAUUUAGGCUGAAUCAUGGACCCUCAUGAUGGCCACAUGGCUAUUAAUGUGUCAGUUCAACUUGAAGAAAUGUUUUUUGGUAUUUGGAGCAACAGAGUUGCUGCUGACACAGAAGGCGAUAUCUCCAUGGAUGAGCCGCUGAUGCUUAAAAAAAUGCAGCAAUCAGUUGAUGAAGAUGACCAAGGUGAAGAGGUAUGAAUCUUGAAUGAACAAAUGAAUCAAACUGAGAUUAUGGUUUUGAUAAUGAGAAUAUUGAUGCUAACAUGAAGAUACAUUGAGAAAACAGAACCCAGAGCUUAAUAGUCAGUAAUGACUGCAGGACACAUUUAGUAAACACUCUCUUUAUCAUUAGCCACUAUUUACGAGCUUCCCAAUGGCACAACCACCAAAGUUGCUGCCGACUUUAACAUUUGUAGGACCACAGUGAACAAGCACAAAAUGGGUCUGAUGUGAAACAGAAAAAAUGGAGCUUGUGGAAGGAACAGUACAGAGUAUAAUGAGACACCACAAAAACAAAGGACUAUCAUAAGGUCUUUUGCAAUAGCUUUGGAGGUUACCCAAUGCACUAUGUAUAGGCUGCUGAAAAAGGGCAUCUUUGGGGAUCAUACAAACAACAUGAUACAAAAAAUCAAUGCAAACCAUAAGCUUGGGUGGCUACCUUUCAUUAUGGCCAAGGUAAUUCAGAGAUUAGUAUGGGGGAAAGCAUGUUUUGCUUCUUUGUCUAACUUGGUUCACAUAGAUGAGAAAUAGUUUUGGAUGAGCCAAGUGGCACAUAGAUGAGAAAUAGUUUUGAAUGGUUUAGGUCUAUAAAAUGGAGGUAGGUGAGAGAGGGUCAUGAAAUUUUUUAGAGUUAUAGGUAGGUGAGGGUGAUUGAUGUUUUAAGUUGGUGAGCUAAAUAGGGCUUUUUUGUCCAUUUCAUUAAAAAAUACUGAAUAUAGAAAUGUUGCAACCUCUUUGAAAUAUCCAAAAAGGAAUAUGUUGCUUCUUUGUUUAAAAAACGGGAUGUCUUAUUCUAAAAUUUUAUGAGUCCGUGAAAUAUCUAAAAGCAAAUGUUAUUGCUAGCUUUUCUAUCGGAAGGCUAAUGAAUGUUGGCUAUAAGGUUGCAUUGUAAUUGAAUCUGUUUUAGCGUGUUCGUGACCACCAAUUCUCAGACGCAGACUUGGGAAAGAGGGAUGCAAAACUAUUAUGACAUUAUGUGGUGCGCUAUGAACUGAAACAAGUUUGGGCAAUUUUUUUGUUUGUCUAAAGGCUAUCCGCUAUAGUCUCUUAACGGGGAAAUAUGCUCCAUUGCAAGCUGUUGGAAGGCUUUUUUUUUUUUUGAGGAAAAGCUGUUGGAAGUCUUGGAACAGGUUUAAUGGAGUUCUGUCUUAUGCUUAUUAUAAGAUUGUUAUAGAUACUUAUGAUAGGAAUUGUAGCAUUUGGUGACCAUAUAACAUGAGAUAUUCAUUUGACAGUCACCGUCAAUUUUACCUUUCAAUGUUAGUAGUUGUUAAGUUUGUGGUUAAGUAGCCUUAGUUGUUAUAUAUCAGCAUCAUUGUGGAGCUUUGUAAAGAAAAGAAAAAAAAACUCGUAGUUACUUUUUCUUGCCUUCAACCUUAUUUUGUUAUAUAUCAGCAUGGUAGUUCCUAACUUCAGCAAGCUGGGUGUUGAUGAGGAUGGAUACUUUUGAAUAAAGAGAAGCCAAAUGAUUGAUCCUGUUAGGGUAAUUGUCCAAAGUAAAUGACUAUAUAUGGAUCAGUGAAAGGAGGACUGGUGUAUUAGGUUGGAUAUGUGGCAUUAGUUUUCAUGUACCGAUUCUGAAAGAUGAGCUGCAUUGGUAUCUUUCCUCCAAAAUGCAGCCUAAGAAAGUAAACAAAGAAAAAUGAAGUAUAUUUGGUUUGCAAAUCGUUUUUGCAUCACAAUGCUAAUAUUUGCAGGUUUUAGAAUCAUUGUUUUUGCAUUACAAUGGGUUUUAGGUGAAUUUCCAAUGAGAUACGUGAGAGGAGAGCCUGUCAAAAGAGCGCGGCUAGCAUUUCUGGAUUUGAAAGUAGUAUGGUCGUUGGAGAAGCACAGCUGGUUACGUCUCACAAUAUUACCAUUCACCAAUCAUCAUCCACUUAAUCCGAGGGGGACCUAGACUUGAAGAGCCUGUAGGAGUCUAGGAGCGUACCAGUUUCUUUUUUCCUUUUUUUUGGCGACGGAAAAUGGAGGAAAAAGGAGAAGUGUGCCUAGGAAUCCAUUCGGGUAAGUCAUGGGCUCUGUCGACAAUACAUCUCUCCUAGGGACUUUACAUUCAAGGAGGGCAGCAUAGAGGCUACUCUCAUAAACUAGCAAACUAUAAUUCUUAUAUAUUUUCUGCCUUCAUGGUUGGGUCUUUGAGAUAUGCAAUGGCCUCGACACAAUCCGCCAACCAAAAUCUAGUGAACCUGUUAAUCUUUUGGGCCUACUAUAAGGUGCUUCAGAUUGCUUGAAGCGAGGAGUUUGAGAAAAUUCAAUGUGUGUUCCAGUUGGGAAGAGUGAUAAGAGCUAAUCAUCCAAUAGUAGCUACUAGCCUCAUAUGCACACGUGCGACGACAUAUUAACAUCAAUACUAACAUUUAAAAGCGUUAGAUGCGCUAAUAUUAUUGUAGUUUAAUAUGAUCAUUAGCAACUUUUUUUCAAUGUGAUAAAUAAACAUGUUUCAUAAUGUAUUAUAGGUUGAUAUUAUUGGAUGAUAUAUGCUAAUUUCUUUAACAUAUGUGUAAUUUAUUGCUUAACAAUACUGACUAAUUGGAUCGUAUAAGCCUAUUUCUUUAAUAUAUUUGAAUUACGAACAUAUUUUUAAAUAAUAUAUCUAAUAAUCAUGACAUAUAUCUACAUUAAAAUAAAAUGAUGAGAUGGAAUACCUUAACUGACAAAAACGACUAUAAUAAACCUUUAAAUAAAAAAAAUAGAUUAUCCUAAUCGACGCAUACGACAAUCAUAUAUAAAAGCUAAAAAAAUAAAUAGAUGAGACUAUCCUCUUAUUUUUCUUGGUAUGAAUGUUCUUUGAAAUUGGAAAUGCAAUUGGAAGUUUAGGUAGAAAUAAAUUUUGCAAGUUCUUACUUUGUAGUGCUUUGGAAUUGUUGUAGUUAUAUUAGUUUUCAAUCGAAAAAUCUCUCUUUUUAAGCAUAUUUUUAAGGGGAAAAGUUUUAUGCAUACAUACAUCUUACUAUACGUUAGACAAUCUUAACUAGUUCUUAUUACACAUAAUUGUAGAUCAACAAGAAAAUGAAUAUUUUAAAAUAAUAUAUUUUGAUAAGUGAAGGGCAGAAAAAUAAUUUUACAGAAGGACAUUAUAGCUCUCCUUAGCUUAUCUAAUACUACCUCCCUUUAUUAAUAAGUGCAACACUUUUCUUAUUUGGAAUAGUCACAAUAAGUAUAACCAAGCUCAAAAUGGUAAAAAAAAGCUUAAUAUUAUUACAAAUAUGCCACCAAAAAGCAAGAGGGGACCAUAAUUUUUGUAUUUCAUCACUUGAGUUACUUUAUUUUAUUGUGGACCCAACUUUCUCUCUCUACAUUCUUUGGUAUUCCCCACUUUUUCUAUGUUGCACUUAUUAUAAAAAACGGAGGAAGUAGAAAUUAUUUUGUGAUAUAUUAAUUCCACCUAACCAAAAAUUGAAAAGUAACCAAGUUACAAAUGACAAUAGGGCAAACAAAUGAAGGCAAACUAAUGGGAGGCGAAGAAAGUAGUUUUAUAUUGUACAUGUAAUAACAAAUCAAAACAGAAAAUGAGGCAAAUUUUUAACAAACAUGUAGUAUACGAUAGAAUGAUAGUGGUUGCUCGGCUGAAUAUAUGAAUAUGCUUGUUUUCUCCAAAAAGUAAAAAAAAGGGAUGAUGGAAUGUACUUCAAUAAAGGAUGACAGUAUACUGUAUACAAAUCUCAAGUCAUCAGUUCCAUGCUUCCAGCUAAGCUUGUAAUUUUUUUUUCCUUUUUUUGGGUGUGUGGGCCUGGGUAUGGGCCAUGGGGAAGGUGUAGUUGUCAGGUGUUUUGUAAUUCUAAUACCUCUCUCUAUAUCUAUCUUAUUUUUGAAAUUUAGGUUAAUGUAUAAGAAUAUAGUUUAUGUAUUAAUUGGUGUAGUAGUGUUAAUUAUGAAGUUUUAAAAAUUUGAAUGUAUAUUUUAAAAAAAAAAAAAUGAGAGUACUCAAAGGUAGGAGUGGGACAUGCUAUUAUUAGCAUUAGAUUAGUGAGUAUAAAUGUAUAUAUAUGUAUUUAAUUGUUUUAAAAAUAGAAAUAUUAUUAUGUCUUUAACAUGAGAUUGUAAAGUAUUUGGUUAGUGUAUUUGUAUCUCAAAUGGGAGGUUAUGGUUUUCAGUCUUAAAAACAAAUUUUUAUUUUGUAACACGUCUCAUUUGAUUGUGUAGGGGAGAGGGGGAAUACACGUGGCAAUAUGAUAUAUUUUUGCUUUGGGUUUUAGAUUUGAUUGUGCAGGGGAGAGGAGUACAUGUGCCAAUAUGACAUGUUUUUACUUUGGAUUUUAGAUAUAUACUAUAUAGAUUAGAUAUUGAUAAUUAAAGAAUAGCUUUGGAUACCAUGAAAAAGCAAAUGUGAUAAAUGGAAAAGUAAACUGAGUGAAGCAAUAAAAAUGCUCAUAAAUUGGUCCCUCCUAACACCCCCCCCCCCCUCUCCUUGGUAAACCAUAACAUUUAAACUCUACCCGCCAAGGAACGUAUAUAUUCUCUUUCCUACAUCAACAUGACUACAUGUGAACAGAACAGGGAAAGCCAGGGAGGUGGUAACUUGCUUUAAUUCAGCUACCAGUAGUAGUUGUUGCUCAUGUUCCUUAAUAUGUAGGAGGAGUAUAAGUUACAGCGUUAAUACUAUUGGUGCUUAGUUUGUUGUGAGUAGUUGUAAAUUAAAUAUAGAAAUGAAAGAGGAGUGGAGAGUGCUAGUAAUGGUGGCAGCGGUCACUUUGUUAGUUUUCUGUGCCAAUGGAAAUGAAAAAUCAGCGGUGGGGGAUCCAGGGAUGAAGAGAGACGCUUUAAGAGUUGCAUUUGAGGCCUGGAAUUUCUGCAAUGAAGUUGGGCAUGAAGCUCCUGCUAUGGGUAGCCCCCGAGCCGCUGACUGCUUUGAUCUCAUCCCUACUACAUCUUCCACCAACAUCAUGAAACAUUUUCCAUUUCCUGAGAAAUACUACUAUACAAGUAAAGCAGAAAGCGCAGAAGGAGAUAGAUCAGGAUCAAGAGGGGCGUCUUCUGUUGAAAUACAGCACAAAGUGACGGAAGGACAAAACAAGCUUGGAGUGGGAAAGCCCUUCCCAGGCUUGGGAAUGGAAGCUCUGUCAAACCCAGAUCUUUAUGCCGCCCAAAAGGAGCUUUAUCUGGGAAGCCUGUGCCAGGUUGAAGCGGAGGAGGACGUAGAAAAACCAUGGCAAUUCUGGAUGGUUAUGCUCAAGAAUGGUAAUUUUGAUACCAGUUCUGGUCUGUGCCCUCAGAAUGGGAAAAAAGUUGGGCCUUUUUAUACGCCUCCUGGCAGGUUCCCUUGCUUUGGAGCUGGGUGCAUGAAUCAGCCUGCAUUUUACCAUCAACCCACCUCUUUAUCUCGUGAUCAUGACUCUGAUGUAGCCACCAUGACGGGUGGUUUUCGAGGUACCUAUGAAUUAGACUCUGAUAUUAGCCGUGGUAUCGACAAUGUCUCCUAUUAUGAAGUCACUUGGAAGAAGCAACUUAGACAGGGGAGCUGGGAUUUCAAACAUAAGCUUAAAACAUCCGAAAAGUAUCCAUGGCUGAUGCUGUAUCUUAGGGCAGAUGCUACUCAAGGCUUCUCUGGAGGUUAUCAUUAUAAUACACGAGGAAUGUUGAAAACUCUUCCUGUGUCCCCAAACUUCAAAGUGAGAAUGCAUUUGGAUAUAAAGCAAGGUGGAGGACCUAAGAGUCAGUUUUACUUGAUUGAUAUCGGAAGCUGCUGGAAAAACAACGGAAAUCCAUGUGAUGGGGAUGUACUCACUGAUGUUACAAGAUACAGUGAGAUGAUCAUUAACCCUGAAACCCCAGCGUGGUGUAGCUCUACUAGCCUUAAGUCUUGUCCACCCUAUCACAUUACACCGAAUAACACCAAGAUUCACAGGAAUGACACCACCCACUUCCCAUAUAGUGCCUACCAUUACUACUGUCGUCCCGGAAAUGCAGAGCAUCCAGAGCAACCGUCUGACGCAUGUGACCCAUACAGCAAUCCUCAGGCACAAGAGAUACUUCAGUUGUUGCCUCAUCCUAUUUGGAGUGAGUAUGGAUAUCCUACCAAACCUGGCCAAGGUUGGGUUGGUGAUCCUACUACUUGGGAGUUGGAUGUUGGUGGCCUUUCAAGUAGGCUCUAUUUUUAUCAGGAUCCUGGUACUACUCCUGCAAAGAGAAUAUGGACUUCAAUUGAUAUGGGGACUGAAAUUUUUGUCAGUGACAAAGAGGAGGUAGCAGAAUGGACAGUCAGUGACUUCAAUGUCAUCAUCACAUCAUAGACAAGAGCUACAAAAACUGUUUUCCAAAUAGCCGCACGAUAUGCAGAAAAGAAAUUAUUGUAUGUUUAGUCGUUUACAUGGAUAAGUUAAGUGCAAGCAAAGGCGGACCCAAUAAGGGUCUUGGGUGGUACCGGCCCAUCCAGAAAAAUCCAGCUUGUGUUUUUGCAUUGAGCUAGUUUAUAUAAUAAAAAAAUUACAUCUUAAAAUCA